GCAACAUGUCUGUUGUACUAAAAGGAACCAGCGGAUCCGCUCGGCAACUGCAUCCCUCAUCAAGUAGAUGACGAGACGUUCCCACACUAGCUUGUCACUUCCUCAUGGCUUCCAAUCCUACCUCGACUGCUCCAGUCAAGCGAGCCUGCGACAGCUGCCACCGAAGAAAGGUCAAGUGCAUCGGCGAAGGCACCGCUCCAUGCAAGAACUGUGUCUCGGCUGGCCUUGCAUGCACCUACAAUGCCAUUCCCCAAAAGAAAGGCCCCAAGGGCAGUCGCGCCAAAGUCCUGUCUGAACUCCGCGAGACGCAGCGCAACGCCCAGCUGGCCGCUGGCUUCCCAACCGACCUCGGCUUCGAUGGACGCUCACUGCCCGCCACCUUUGCCCGUACACAAGGCCUGCUGCCCCCCGCUCUAGUCGAGAGCUGCAUAGAAUACUUCUUCAACCAUGUCUACCCCUCGGAGCCCGUCCUGCACCGCCAACGGGCCCAGGAAGCCGCCGUUGGUAUGGACCGCUCGACAGAAUCCUACUGCAUGAUAGUCGCACUGUGCGCAUACGUCAUGAUUCAGGCAAACCACAAGCCACCCGUCAGCGUACUGCCUCGUCCCGAGAUGGCUCACAUGUCAAAUGUCGGCGUUGGCCACAUAUUGCUGGAAGAGUCGGUGCGCGUGCGCCAAGGUUACGACCACCGCGAGAACCCCACCCACAUGAGCGUCCUCACAUCGUGGUUUUACAGCGGCUGCUACUUUGGAUUGGCGCGGGAGAACACAGCAUGGACAUAUCUUCGAGAGGCUACAACACAGGCCCAGCUGCUGGGCAUGCAUGACGAGGAAACAUACAAGCACGAUCCCUUGGACGUGUCACGAAAGCGCGUCCUAUACUGGCUCUUGUUCAUCGCUGAACGGACCUAUGCUCUACACAAACAUCGCCCCAUCACAUUACACCCUACCAUACAUCCUCCUUCAUUAGACGAAGUCCCGACCGACCGACCAAUUGCCGUUGGACUCGAACUCAUGAUCAACAUGUUCAAAAUCAUCGACGACACCUUCAUCAACAUCUGGAAUCGAGUGCACAACACACAUGUCAGCGCUGCAUGGAUAACACAGGUUCAGACGCAACUUUCCGAAGCGGUGCCCGCAUAUUUCGAAUGCAGCGAAGCGCAGGAAGUGCAAAUCCGCAUUACUCAACAGUGGCUCAGAUCCCAGACCUGGCAGCUUAGUGUCUGUCAAGGGCUGGUGAGCAGCGUGUCGAAUGACAUGCCGCUUACGUUCAAGUACCCGAUCGAGAUUGCCCGGGAUCUCCUUACCAUCUCGCACCAAUUCUCGCAACAAUCCAUGGAAAUCCACGGCGUAGGUUUGAUCGAGAAAUUAUUCGACAUAGCCUGCUGUCUGACGGAUGUGGUGGCUUGCACAUCUUUCUCACCAGACGCGUUUGCGUUGGGGCCUCGCGACUACGUGUCACGGUUUUUGACCCUCAUCUCAACACUGCGUGGGGGGCAAUCUCGAUACCUUCCACUCCUCCUCGCCAAACUCUCAGAAGUCCUCCCCAACUUACCGCUUCCCCGAUCCCUCAACCUCCCCCAGACGGUUCCCGCAUCGACGCUCGGCCUUAAUGCUACUGGCUCGGGCACCCUUCCCUCCAACGUCGCCGAAGACUUCUCGGCAAGUCCCGCCUCAUCUUCACCCUCGUACCAUUCAAACGACCUGAUUCGUCGGCUGGCCGCCCAAACUGGUGCCCAACUCCCCUUCAACACGACUCAGCAAUCCAUGAUCCCAGCCCCCACGACCCACGUCGGUGAUCUGUCUCUGUACGACUCUUCACAUAGCACGUCACACUCGACUAGCACUGCCAACAGAAGCACCUCGACGACACCUGGUCCAUACGAAGCGCCCAUGUCACAGCCACGGUCGCAAAUUGUUGGACACAACGCCAUGCAGAUUCCCACAUCGCAUAGCCAUAUGCAAACCCACCAGAUGGGCGUUAAUGCGACAGGAUACGAUCCCAGGUUCUCUAUGCAGAACUACCCUGUCGAUCCCAUGAUGUACAAGCAAUAGAAUUUGGACUUCAAGAGCCAGAGCAUGAAGUUCAUUUGCAGAUAUUUUCCUAGUUGGAGGCCACAGGCCCAUGUAUAUUUGGUAGUAGGGU
Exserohilum turcica Et28A is the source of this 2145-nucleotide messenger RNA. RefSeq lists its product as uncharacterized. The coding region runs from base 105 to 2054 and encodes 649 amino acids. NCBI's taxonomy places the organism in Eukaryota, Fungi, Ascomycota, Dothideomycetes, Pleosporales, Pleosporaceae. The record is from RefSeq and is a predicted model, not a curated record. Gene Ontology annotation, molecular function: DNA binding; zinc ion binding; DNA-binding transcription factor activity, RNA polymerase II-specific. The transcript has 4 exons. Gene Ontology annotation, biological process: regulation of DNA-templated transcription; DNA-templated transcription.